Molecule: messenger RNA, 1846 nt
Organism: Durusdinium trenchii
Lineage: Eukaryota; Dinophyceae; Suessiales; Symbiodiniaceae
Source: the annotation of a GenBank genome assembly
CCUGCCAGCCCUUUUCGCUUGAUCAGUUUUGACACAGUUGUUCUCCGCCAUGACGGGCUCAGAGACACUCAAGAUGAGCGCCCGAGGCAGCCCCCGGACCAGAACUCUUAGCCGGAUUGCCAUCUACGCCGUCCUGGCGAUGGCCUACGCGAACCUUUGGGCCUUUGUCAAUGCGAAGCACGUCGAGCCGAUGAGGAGGAGAACGCGGGCCAAAGCGAGCAGUUCUGAUCUACCUGACAAAUGGAAGGCUGGGCCUGCAGAGAUUUACACGGGCGUUGCGCAGAAAGCAGUCUACUUGAUGAAGGAGAAUCCCACGUUGUUCGACAUGUCGGUGGAGGAGGAGCUAGAGAAGCUCCAAGAAGAAAAGGAGGAGGAGGAGAAGAAGAAGAGUGAGAUGGAGGCCAAUGCCAAGGAGGACACCCUGGUUCUGAGAAGACGCAUUGAAGAAGUCAAAAUGAAUGACCGGAUUCGUGCAGUCACAGAGCUCCUCUACUUGAAGGUCUGUCGGAAGUUUCAACAGCUCCAAGUGCCGCUGAUUCCCGUGCUCAAGGAGGGUGGCGACGUGAAGUUUGGCAACGUGGACCUCAAGGCUUUAACCACGGACAUCUAUUCCAAAGAUGCGCUGGAGCUGGUGCGAGAGCACUUGUUCCGGAUCAUCGGACAGCAAGGCAAUCCUUCCUUCGCUGGUGGCAUGGGAGUGGUUCAGAUCGCGCUCUUUCAAGCGGGCCAGGUCUACGCGAUGUCAGCGAUGUUUGGCUACUACCUCCGACGUGUGGAUCAGCGGUAUCAGCUGGAGAAGCUGGCGGGGAAUUUUGGUGCCUGGGGCGAGGAGGCGCCGGAGGUCACCAGCCCCUUCGCCCAGGAUCAGGGUGCCGCCGAUUCGUUGAAGGGCUACAUCGAAUCCUUUGGAGCUGACGAAGUUCAGAGCAUGUGGUCGGUGACUUCGGUGGAAGCGCAGAUGGCGAUGGAGUCGCAGGUCACGGCGCUCUUCGGAGAUUUGCGUGCGCUCAAGGACAAGCUGGUGAAUGCGCUGGGCAUGGUGAGCAGUCCAGAGGAAGCUACCCAGAAACUCGAGCAGGCCAUUAAGAAGAAGGAGGUGGAAUCGCUUCGACUGACCAGCGACGACCUACGACGCUUGGUGCUGGAAGCUGUGGCCUAUGGCUCCUUGUUGAACGACUCUGAAAAGCAGUUCGACUCCAUCUACGAGUUGACCCCAGCGUCCAAUCGGAUCAUGGGAGUGUUAACCGGUGAUGAAGAAGGCCGCAUGUUGAAUGAGUGAGAGUCGGUGUGUUUGGAGUGAGAAGGAGUGGUCGAAGUGCCAUUCAUAUGAUUCUCAGCCCCGGCCUAUGCCCCGCGGCCUAUGCCCCGCGGCCUAUGCCCCACGGCCUAUGCCUCGCGGCCUGUGCCCCACGGCCUGCCUCCGCUUAACCAUUUCGGAGGGCUAAGCGUAGUUUGCCGCACAAAGUGCGGUUUGGGCCAGCUAUUAAUCCAGCAUCAGAGGCUUCUUGUACAGCUCGCGCCUCGGUACAGACGUCAAACAACACCGCGGCAACGCGGCAACACGUUGCCUUUUUCGGCGGUUUGGAAAGACCGGUUUCAGAGAUGGCCGAAUGGCAAAAUAAUUCGAUGAGGUCUACCCUGUCGGCACAACUUAGGAUCCAAAUUCCAUCAAAUUCCAAUGCUUGACCUGAAGAAACACCGUGACUUUCUUGAUUGUUUUGACUUUAAAGAUGGACCUGUAACCUGGGCGGAUAGAGUGCUGCAGAUAGAUCUGCGUUUGCUGAAGUCUCAAACUUCAAUCAGCUACAUCUGUGUGCUGCCAACAUUGCACGAGUGUCAGGCCAAA